Mucor velutinosus is the source of this 537-nucleotide messenger RNA. RefSeq names its product Translocation protein S66 (gene sec66). Bases 1 to 537 code for a protein of 178 amino acids. The transcript has 2 exons. The record is from RefSeq and is a predicted model, not a curated record. Lineage: Eukaryota; Fungi; Mucoromycota; Mucoromycetes; Mucorales; Mucoraceae.
AUGUCUAUCAUGGGCUUCAGAGAUGAUAAUGGUACUUUGGAAGAUGACUAUGAUCUCUUCAUGAAUGAAAAGAUGGAUGUACAGCGUAGGGCAUUAGCUAACCGACUUGCCAAUGAUGAGGGGUUACUGUGGACGGACCAAGAUGUUGAUUUACUACUGGAUGAAUUAGAAAUUGAAGUUGGGGAAGGCACGAAUCAAUUUUUGUAUCAAGAUGAGCGCAUCGUCUAUUGCCAUCACUUAUCACAGACCAUUCCCUUUAGUCAACACAAAACCCCAAAUCAAGUCCAUGAUAAAAUCAUAUGGUUAUGGACAACUUGGGAAGCGAUAAGCCGAGCUACGGGAAAAUCUUGGUGGUUUAUUUCUGAGCGAGACAAAGCUCAGCUGUCGCUCAUGUCUGACGAUAAAGAUCAAUUACUCAAGGCUAAAUUCAAAUAUUUUGAUAAAUGCGACCGCAUAUUUGCAUAUAUAAAAAAAGAUGAAGGCGAGGACGAUGAUAACAGCACAAUAUUGGAUAAUUCAAAUAGCAUUUACUAUUAA